Molecule: messenger RNA, 4023 nt
Organism: Echinococcus granulosus
Lineage: Eukaryota; Metazoa; Platyhelminthes; Cestoda; Cyclophyllidea; Taeniidae
Product: 1,5-anhydro-D-fructose reductase
Exons: 23
Coding region: 1-4023 (1340 amino acids)
Biological process (GO): protein phosphorylation
Cellular component (GO): cytosol
Molecular function (GO): aldose reductase (NADPH) activity; protein tyrosine kinase activity; protein binding
Source: RefSeq, a predicted model, not a curated record
AUGUCGUCGUCUGAUUGGCUUCGAACAUUUUUAGAUGAAGUUCAAUUGCCGGACUUUUAUGACGCCUUCAAAAAUGUUCUCCAAGUCACACAACUUCAGCACUUUGACUUCGUUCGCAAGGCCGAUCUCCACCGAAUUGGUCUUAGCACUCCUGCCAUAGGACGUAUCAAAGAAGUUAUCAAAAUUCACCGUGAAAAUGCGGGGUUACUUAGAAAGCCCCGCAAGAAGCAUCACCACCGACUUUCUUUUGGCGUUCCUCUCCUACACCUUUUACGCUAUGGGCCACCUCGCGAUGCUCCGAUUUUGUCAACUCUGGACGAAUCCACCUCGCUUCGUCGUUGCUACUCCGACGUCACACAUGCUGUUGCCACCUCGCCCUCUCCUUUCUCUUCUGUCAUGGAUCCCUUGCCUCCAUGCCAGCUCAUCCGGCUGGAGGAUGUGAAUUUGCACAAGGAAAACAACGGCCAUUUAGGGUCAGGCUCCUUUGGUGUAGUUCGAAGAGGCGACUGGAAAACACCGUCUGGGGAAACGCUUCCAGUUGCACUGAAGAUUCUCCGUCGCAGUAAAACAGACGAUGCCGCAGAUUUUUUCUCUACUGUUUUGUCGGAAGUGAUGCUCAUGCAGUCAGUCUCGCAUCCCAAUCUCGUUCGGAUCUACGGAAUUAUUCCUCUCAACCCACUCGUUAUCGUCACAGAGUUGGCUCCACUGGGAAGUCUACUCACGGCUUUGCGAGCUCACUCUCGUCGACUCAACCUGUGUAGCGGUAGUUGUGUUGUGGAAGGUCGUCCAGCCACAGCAUUCAGCGUGGACGUCCUCUGGGACAUGGGGAUUCAGUUGGCACGUGGGAUGGCGCAUCUAGCCGCCUGUCACCUCAUCCACCGCGAUUUGGCUGCUCGGAAUGUCCUUCUCUUCAGUGCUCCGUCUGGCGUGACUGUGAAAAUUGGCGACUUUGGGCUGCUUCGAAGAGGCUCCGUGAUGGAUGAGGAUAGAAGUGGUGGCUCAAGUGUGGAGCCGGGGGUGCCCGGAUGUGUAUAUGUUGGUGUAGGGAAACAGAAAAUUCCUUUUGCAUGGGAGGUCUCAGUGGUGUCUGAAAUCCCAGAAAAUACUGCUUCGACUCUCUGGAAGUCUUCUUCUUCAAGUCUAGUUCUUGACUGUUUGAGGAAGCCCUGGGAUCCACAGUCGCGCUCAGUUCCUCGAAUUGCCCAAUAUCGUGUACAGUCAGACUCUGAGUGUGCUAACGAUCACUAUGAGGCCGCGGUAAAUCAAAAUACUGCAAAGCACGCAUGCGUCAUUCUGGUGUCGGAUUUCGUUUUGUUGUUGAAUUACUUUUCGAGAGAAAUGACGAUUGUGCUUGCCUGGAUUUGCCGAGGCCUGAGUUUGCACAACUGCGAGGAGGAAGGACUAGCAUUACGUCACAUCUUUAAUAUUGAAGACACUGUUUUCUUUGGUGGAGAUGUCGCCUGUGGGAAACGAGAAUUCGGAAGUGUGGAGGGUCGCUACCUUUCAGUUGACUACAUCUACAUCCUGCCAUUGGCGUGUUGCUACCUCAACUGGGAGAUUCGGCCGAUGGAGGUCAUUGCGAAGCAAAAUUUCGACGAGGCUGACCGUAUGGACGUGGUAACCGGAGAUCGCAUUCUUGUGAUCGAGGGACGUGCAGAGAACUUUUGGUGGCGGGGCCAGAAUCGACGCACCGGAGAGAUAGCCUCUUUUCCCCGUGAAAUCGUCCGUCUUCAACGACAUCUACAAGGUCAAGACAUCAGCCGACCGAUUGAAAACUCGUUUGUGCAUGUCGGUCACCAUGGCUUCGAGGGCAAGGCUUGGGGUCAUGUCGAUCGCAUUGAUCCUGCCUUUCUUUCUGGUAUCAUACCGCACCACGCGGAUACACUGGGCCACACCUACGCCCGUCAGCCUCUCUCCGCUUCGUCUACCUCUGCUUCCAACUCGCAGUCAUGGCGACCGCUGGGGAACGCGUCUAUUGGUGGUGGUGGUGGAUCUGGUGCCUCUGUUGCGGCCUCCACUGCUAUCGAGGAGGUGGAAGAUGGUACCACACCCCGUGUGGACACCUACGACAAGGCGAGUGGGGAGGGCGAAGACGAACGUGAACUCCUUGAUGCCUCACCCCAUGGAACCCUCGGCUUGCAGCGACUUCCGCCUCCACCGACAGCCUCGAUGACGUCGAAGUUGGCCAAAGGCGACGCUACCAAUCCAGCUGGUUGUACGUCUGGGGUGCUCCGCAUCCACUCCACCUGGAGUACAGCCACUCUGAGAGAUACAAAUUACUCGAGUCUCCGUUGCCGAAUCGCUACAGAGACCGCAUCUUUUGUUGUUAUUAAUCUUGAGGCGUCUCUUCACAGCGAGUACUAUUCGUUGGGCUGUAGCAGUCUCACCGCCUCCUCCUUGCCUGUGCCCAUCCCGCCGCCGCAAAUCUCCAUCUCCUCAAGGUCAAGGAACUGUGCUACAACUACCGCUACAAAUGGUGGAGGCGGCGGCCGGUCGGCACGGGCCUCUUCUCCCUCCUCAACUCUCUCCUCCGCAUCCCUCAUCGAUUUCCAUCAGAGCUCGGAGAGUGCGUCCAAAUUCCCGAUACCAUCAGCCCCUAUCUACCAGUCACAAGCGUCGCCACCUCGAAAUCCCUACUUCCAGGCGGCGUGGAAUGCAUGGAUGCGUCAGUCAGCAGCCUCCUCCUUCGCCACCACUGCCCCACAUGUGGCUGAAGACGUGGACCACAUUCGUCGUCUCUUCGAUGCCACUCCCAUCGUACCGCCUGCCUAUCAGCAGUGCGAGAGAGAGGUACUGGUUGGAGAAUCGAGUGAAACGCCCUCCUUCUUUACCACAUUUCCCCCCAAGAUGACAAAAUUUGAUGAGGCAGAAGUGGAAAUGGUCGUGCGUGGUCUCCCUGGAGGCUGUAGUCCAGCGGAGGCCCGCGAAGCUCUCAAUUGUGCCAUCAACUCGCCUACCGCGCGCGACAUCAUCUACUUACACUCACCUCCUCCCCUUACCGAUGUGAUGGCACCCGAGGCUCGUGACUGGCGUGUCAAGGUGGCUUUGCGCCUCCUCCUCCUCCGCCGAUUGGUGCGGCUUCAGCUGUGCACCGAUCUGGAGGUCUGUUGGUCAGCCCUGGAGAAGGCUGAGUGGUCGGUUGAGAGGGCGGAUCCUGUGCAUAUUCCCGAUCUGAAAACAGAGAACGGUCUUCGCAUUCCUUGUAUCGGUAUAGGAACCUUCAAGCUGAAGGGCAGUGACCUCACGACGGCAAUGAAUGCGGCUCUUGAAUUGGGCUAUCGCCACUACGAUUGUGCGCACCUCUACGCAAAUGAGACCGAGAUAGGAGACCACUUGGGUGCCUGGAUCCACUCAGGACGGAUUGCGCGAGAAGACCUCUUCAUCACUUCAAAGCUGUGGAACACUUUUCACCGUCCGGAGUUGGUAAAAACUGCCUGUGAAGCAUCCAUAAAACAGCUCCAGGUUGAGUAUCUAGAUCUCUAUCUUAUCCACUGGCCAGUUCCAUAUCAGGCUAUGGAGGAUCUGGUGUCAUUGGGGCUGUGUCGCCGAAUUGGGGUGUCAAAUUUUAACACCAAUCAGCUUGAAAGGAUCCUCACAAAUUGUCACAUUCCACCUGCGAUGCUGCAAAUCGAAACCAACGCCAAUUUUCCCAAUCAGCCACUCAUCGAUUUCGCCCAUACGAGAGGUAUCCCAGUAACCGGCUACUUCACCCUCGGCUGUCCGUACCUUCAUUUCAAGCGUGGAGUCAUUCCGCUAAUGGAGCAGUCAUUGAUUCUCGAACUGGCCAAGAGGUAUGGCAAGACACCAGCUCAGAUUGCCCUCCGACAUGGACUUCAGCGCAGCCUUUGUGUCAUUUUUAAGAGCAAAACACCUACCAGAUUAGCUGAAAACUUACAAGUAUUUGACUUUGAACUCAGCAAGGAGGAUAUGAGACGGUUGGAAGAACUUGGAGGCGGAAGUAGAGUGCUGAAAGGGGCCGCCAUGCGACGGCACCCGGAGUUCCCGUUUGCGGAUGACGAUUAA